Nylanderia fulva is the source of this 1863-nucleotide messenger RNA. It is a transcript of the gene Hn, whose product is annotated as phenylalanine hydroxylase. Gene Ontology annotation, molecular function: iron ion binding; phenylalanine 4-monooxygenase activity. The record is from RefSeq and is a predicted model, not a curated record. Gene Ontology annotation, biological process: L-tyrosine biosynthetic process; L-phenylalanine catabolic process. Lineage: Eukaryota; Metazoa; Arthropoda; Insecta; Hymenoptera; Formicidae.
AUUUAAAGAAUUGAUCUUCGCCAUUAAAAUGAUGCAAAAUCAUUCACGGAUUGCAGCACAUAAAGUUUCGUUUUUUUUUGCACAAAAACAUUUAAUCGUCUGUUUUAUUCGCUACGCAUAUAUAAUCAUAUCUUUGCUCAUGCAUAAAGUAAAUGAAAAAAAGUUUGUACGCGGAAACAAUUACAACAUAUCGGGAUUUUUAAGUCGUUCAAUCGGGUCACGUCUCAAGUAAGAGGGGAGUUCUUACAGUCUUAUAUAUGGAUUUGAAAGACUUCUUGAUCGUAUAGUUUUAACGUGUCAGUUUACCUUACAGUUGUGAUACGCGAAAAUAUUUGAACCAUAAGAACGUAGAAAUAUUUAAUUAUACAAUGAUAAAUUACACAGAAUUAUCGCCAAAACUUAUCCAUGGCGGGAAUUAUAUCAAAGAAGGCAGAGAUUCAGCUAAAAGUACCUGCCUAAUUUUUUCUCCUACAGAAGAAGAUGAAGUUGGAUCGUUGGGAAGAUAUCUCCAACUGUUUGCUAAACACAAAGUGAAUCUUUUGCACAUCGAAUCCAGAAGUUCUCUUCGACAACCAAACAGUUAUGAAUUUAUGGUGGAAUGUGCACCGGGUGGUAAUAUUGCCUCUGCAAUUGAAUCUUUACGUGAUCAAUGCGGUUACUUUUCGAUCAUUUCGAGAAAUCACAAAGACAAUAUGAACACAGUACCGUGGUUUCCGAGAAGAAUGCGCGAUCUUGACAAAUUCGCUAAUCAGAUUUUGUCAUAUGGUUCUGAGCUCGAUAGCGAUCAUCCCGGUUUCACAGAUCCUGUAUACAGAAAAAGAAGAAAAUAUUUCGCUGACAUUGCUUAUAAUUACAAACAUGGACAACCGAUUCCAAAAGUAGAGUACACACUCGAAGAAAUAGCUACGUGGGGCGUAGUUUUCAAAAACUUGACUAAACUUUAUCCAAAAUAUGCUUGUAGAGAGCAUAAUCACGUUUUCCCACUGCUCAUCGAGAAUUGUGGUUACCGAGAAGACAAUAUACCCCAACUCGAAGAUAUAUCUAACUUCUUGAAAGAUUCUACCGGUUUCACACUUCGUCCAGUGGCAGGAUUAUUGUCUUCACGCGAUUUUCUCGCUGGAUUGGCUUUCAGAGUUUUUCAUAGUACGCAAUACAUACGGCACAGCAGUAAACCACUCUACACGCCGGAACCGGACGUAUGCCACGAGAUUUUAGGUCACGUGCCACUUCUUGCCGAUCCAUCUUUUGCUCAAUUCUCCCAAGUUAUUGGUCUGGCCUCGCUUGGUGCUCCAGAUGAUUACAUAGAGAAACUCGCGACGUGUUUCUGGUUUACGGUCGAAUAUGGAUUGUGCCGGCAAAAUGGUGAAUUAAAGGCGUUCGGCGCCGGUUUACUUUCAUCUUUUGGAGAAUUGGAAUAUUGUUUGAGCGACAAACCAGAACUUCGACCUUUUGACCCGCCGAAGACUGCAUUGCAAAAAUAUCCGAUAACGGAAUAUCAACCCGUAUAUUAUGUUGCCGAAGAUUUUGAAGACGCAAAAGAAAAGAUGACAAAAUUUGCUCAAACUAUACCGAGAAAAUUCGGGGUCAGAUACGAUGCUUAUACACAGAGUAUCAGCAUUCUCGACAGUAAACAACAAGUAGAAGCUCUUGUAGAUAAUGUGAAUCAAGAAGUACAAAUUUUAAUGGAUGCUUUAAGAAAAUUGCAACAUUAGUUUUAUUCAAUGUACGUUAUUCUGUUAAUGCAUUCUAUAUAAUAUAUUAUAAUUUUUUUAUACUUACAUCAUUGAAAUAUUAUCGUAUGUAAAGAGAUGUUGUGAAUAAAUUAUGAUGUUUAUUAAAUAAAAAUUUUGAAUAACGUGAAAA